Messenger RNA from Mangifera indica (mango), 2510 nucleotides. Its product is annotated as phospholipase D alpha 1-like. Gene Ontology annotation, biological process: phospholipid catabolic process; phosphatidylcholine metabolic process. Gene Ontology annotation, molecular function: calcium ion binding; D-type glycerophospholipase activity. Bases 21 to 2465 code for a protein of 814 amino acids. The transcript is spliced from 4 exons. Gene Ontology annotation, cellular component: plasma membrane. NCBI's taxonomy places the organism in Eukaryota, Viridiplantae, Streptophyta, Magnoliopsida, Sapindales, Anacardiaceae. The record is from RefSeq and is a predicted model, not a curated record.
ACUCACAAGACAGGAGAGAAAUGACUUCACCAACUUUGCUUCAUGGGACCAUUUUUGUGACAAUUUAUGGGAUUGAUAAGCUACACACUGGAUUUGGAUUUGCUUCGGCUGAAAAGUGGGGCAAAAAGGUUUUAUAUCAAGUCAAGAAAAUAGUAUGCGGGCCUGAGGUUUUUAGUUCUCAACUGUAUGCAACUGUUGAUUUAGACAAGGCAAGGUUGGGGAGGACGAGAGUGCUGAAAUCUCUAUCCUCGAAACCCCAAUGGAAUGAGUUUUUUCGCAUAUACUGUGCCCAUUUGACCUCAAGCGUUGUAUUUUCAAUAAAAAAUGACAAUCCUAUUGGAGCAACACUUUUUGGAAGAGCUCAUGUACCGGCUGAGGAUCUUGUCAGGGCGAAUACAGUGGACAGAUGGGUUCCAAUUGUUGACGAAGAUUUUAAUCCUAUAUUAGGAGGCUCCAAAAUUCAUGUUAAGUUGGAAUAUGUUGAUGUUGCUAAGGAGAAUUACUGGUCUCAAGGAAUUGGAAGUCCUCACUAUGGGGGAGUUCUUUCAACGUUCUUUAAUCAGCGACAGGGUUGCAUGGUUACUUUGUAUCAAGAUGCUCAUGUUCAAGAAGAAUUCAGGCCUCCAAUCCUUCUAUCUGGCGGAAUCCAAUACGAAUUUCCCAGAUGUUGGGAGGACAUCUUCUAUGCAAUCAAUAAUGCCAAGCAUUUGAUUUAUAUAACUGGCUGGUCUGUGUAUGUUGAAAUAACUCUGAUAAGGGAUGGGGAGGAGAGACCGAAAAUCAAGCUUGGGGAUUUGCUGAAGAAGAAAGCCAAUGAAGGUGUGACAGUUUUGAUGCUUGUUUGGGAUGACAGGUCUUCAGUUGGAGAUUUAAAGAAGGAUGGUUUGAUGGCAACUCAUGACCAAGAAACAGCAGAUUAUUUUCGCAACACAAAUGUUAAAUGUGUAUUGUGCCCUCGUGAUGCUGGCGGGAAUAGAAAUAAAAUUCAAGGUUAUGAAAUAGCGACCCUAUUUACUCACCAUCAAAAGACUUUGGUCGUUGACAGCGAAAUUCCCGGGGGAGCAUCACAAAAGAGAAGGAUUGUGAGUUUUGUUGGUGGCAUUGAUCUUUGUGAUGGGAGAUAUGAUAUACAAACACAUCCCCUUUUCGCGACCUUGCAAACCAACUCAUUGCACCAUGAGGAUUUCCACCAGCCCAACUUUCCAGGUUCUUCUAUAAAGAAAGGCGGUCCAAGAGAGCCGUGGCAUGACAUUCAUUGUAAACUAGAAGGUCCCGUUGCAUGGGAUGUGUUAUUCAAUUUUGAGCAAAGGUGGAAAAAGCAGGCUGACGCCAAGUUUCUGAUUCCCAAGGAGAGGUUUGACGAAAUCAUAAUCCAUCCAACUUCAUUAAGUAUGGCAUCAAAUCCCGAAUCAUGGAAUGUCCAGCUAUUUCGAUCUAUCGAUGGUGGUGCUGCUUAUGGUUUCCCCACUAAUGUUCAAGAAGCAUACAAAGUUGGCCUUGUUACAGGGAAAGGUCGAGUGAUUGAUAGAAGCAUUCAAGAUGCAUACAUCAAUGCCAUUCGUCGAGCAAAGAACUUUAUUUACAUUGAAAACCAAUAUUUUUUGGGAAGCUCGUACAGUUGGCUUUCAAAAGAUAUAAAAGUUGAAGAUAUCGCUGCUUUACAUCUCAUACCAAAGGAGCUUUCUCUGAAGAUUGUUAGCAAGAUAGAUGCAGGGGAGAGAUUUGCUGUGUACAUUGUGAUUCCAAUGUGGCCCGAAGGAAUACCUGAGAGUGGUUCUGUGCAGGCAAUAUUAGAUUGGCAAAGAAGAACAAUUGAAAUGAUGUAUUAUGAUAUUGCUCAAGCCCUUAAAAAGAGAAGACUUAAUGCACAUCCCAAAGAGUAUUUAUCAUUCUUUUGCCUUGGAAAUCGUGAGAAAAGAAUGCCGGAAGAAUAUGUACCUCCAGAGACACCAGAGCCAGGUAGUGAUUAUCAGAGAGCUCAACAGGCUCGGCGUUUCAUGAUCUACGUUCAUGCAAAAGUGAUGAUAGUUGAUGAUGAAUACAUAAUCAUUGGAUCUGCCAAUAUCAAUCAGAGGUCAAUGGACGGUGGAAGAGACACAGAGAUCGCAAUGGGAGCCUUUCAGCCACGUCAUUUAACGACUCCUUAUAAACCAGCCAGGGGUCAAACAUAUGGAUUCAGAAUGGCAUUAUGGUACGAGCACCUUGGAUUAUUGCACAAUUCAUUCAACCAUCCUGAAAGUUUGCAAUGCAUUCAAACAGUGAACCAAUUCGCCACUGAUCUUUGGGGAUUGUACAACAGCAAUACCCUUGAUGAUAAUCUUCCAGGUCACCUAUUACCUUAUCCCAUUGAAGUUACCAACGAUGGUGUUGUGAAAACUAUUCCAGGAUUUGAAAUUUUCCCUGACACCAAGGCUCAUGUGUUUGGCAACAAAUCAGAAUACCUUCCCCCUAUUCUCACCACUUAGAUCUAUUGAUGUAAUAUGACAACACUUCUUCAUGUAAUCCCACAU